Molecule: messenger RNA, 504 nt
Organism: Cladophialophora bantiana CBS 173.52
Lineage: Eukaryota; Fungi; Ascomycota; Eurotiomycetes; Chaetothyriales; Herpotrichiellaceae
Exons: 1
Coding region: 1-504 (167 amino acids)
Source: RefSeq, a predicted model, not a curated record
AUGUCUGGGAAAAUAGUCACGAAGGCCAAUCGAUCCAAUCUGGGGUUGUGCCUCGACACCUUCCAGAGCGCAGGAGGAGAAUGGGGCAGCCCGACGACGAAAUCUGGACGAAUCGAAGACGUCAGUGCUGAUGAGUUGGACAAUAGUUGGAAGAGGAGCUGCGAAGUGCUCUCGAAGACCAUCCCUCCGGAGAAGAUAUUCUUGUUGCAGAUCUCAGACGCAUACAAAAUGGAGCCGCCAUUGGUCGACAAACCCGACGACGGCGGCCUGAGACCUCGGAGCCAGUGGAGCCAUGGUUAUCGACCACUGCCAUACGACGGUGGAUACUUGCCCGUAGAAGAUUUCACCAGAGCCGUGUUCAAGACUGGGUUCAGAAACUGGGUGUCGGUGGAGAUAUUCGAUUGCAAGGGCCCAGAGAAGUACAGGGACGAUAUGGGACCAUUUGCAAAGAAGGCCUUUGAAUCGGUGCACGCAUUGUUGAAGCAGGUCGGAGACACCGCUUAA